CGGGGAGGAGCCUGGCGCGGCGGGAGCGGCGGCGCAAAGUGAAACUCUGGGAAGUUGCGGGCGCGCGGGGAGCUGUCGCGGGCAGCGCGCCCUCGGGGGGACGUGGCCCCGGCCUCCGCCCGCAGCGGGCCCGACCGUCAUGGCCCUGAGCAAAGGGCUGCGGCUGCUGGGGCGCCUGGGGGCCGCGGGGGACUGCAGCGUGCUGCUGGAGGCGCGCGGCCGCAGCGACUGCCUGCUGUUCGAGGCCGGCACGGUGGCCACGCUGGCUCCAGAAGAAAAGGAAGUCAUUAAAGGACAGUAUGGCAAGCUCACGGACGCGUACGGCUGCCUGGGGGAGCUCAGGCUGAAAUCUGGUGGCACGUCUCUGAGCUUCCUGGUGUUGGUGACAGGCUGCACAUCUGUGGGCAGAAUUCCAGAUGCUGAAAUCUACAAAAUCACCGCCACCGACUUUUACCCUCUUCAGGAAGAGGCCAAGGAGGAGGAACGCCUCAUAGCUCUGAAGAAAAUCCUCAGCUCGGGGGUGUUCUAUUUCUCAUGGCCCAACGACGGGUCUCACUUUGACUUGACUGUCCGCACGCAGAAGCAGGGGGACGACAGCUCUGAGUGGGGGAACUCCUUCUUCUGGAACCAGCUGUUGCACGUGCCCUUGAGGCAGCACCAGGUGAGCUGCUGUGACUGGCUGCUAAAGACCAUCUGCGGAGUGGUGACCAUCCGCACUGUGUAUGCCUCCCACAAGCAGGCCAAGGCCUGCCUCAUCUCUCGCGUUAGCUGUGAGCACACAGGCGCUCGCUUCCACACCCGUGGCGUCAACGACGAUGGCCAUGUGUCCAACUUCGUGGAGACAGAGCAGACGAUUUACAUGGACGAUGGAGUGUCAUCUUUUGUCCAGAUCAGAGGCUCCGUUCCGCUGUUCUGGGAGCAGCCAGGGCUUCAGGUUGGCUCCCAUCAUCUGAGACUCCACAGAGGCCUGGAAGCCAACGCCCCUGCUUUCGACAGGCACAUGGUGCUUCUGAAGGAGCAGUACGGACAGCAGGUGGUCGUGAACCUUCUGGGAAGCAGAGGCGGAGAGGAGGUACUCAACAGAGCCUUCAAGAAGCUGCUCUGGGCUUCUUGCCACGCAGGCGACACGCCUAUGAUCAAUUUUGACUUCCAUCAGUUUGCCAAAGGCGGGAAGCUAGAGAAAUUGGAGACCCUCUUGAGGCCACAGUUAAAGCUGCACUGGGAGGACUUUGAUGUGUUCACGAAGGGGGAGAACGUCAGUCCACGUUUUCAGAAAGGCACUUUGCGGAUGAACUGUCUUGACUGCCUGGACCGAACCAACACUGUGCAGAGCUUCAUCGCACUCGAGGUCCUGCAUCUGCAGCUCGAGACCCUGGGGCUGAGUUCAAAACCCAUUGUUGACCGCUUUGUGGAGUCCUUCAAAGCCAUGUGGUCUCUGAAUGGCCACAGCCUGAGCAAGGUGUUCACAGGCAGCAGGUCCCUGGAAGGGAAGGCCAAGGUGGGGAAGCUGAAGGAUGGAGCCCGGUCCAUGUCUCGAACCAUCCAGUCCAACUUCUUCGACGGGGUGAAGCAGGAGGCAAUCAAGCUGCUGCUGGUUGGGGACGUCUACGGCGAGGAGGUGGCAGACAAAGGGGGCAUGCUGCUGGACAGCACAGCACUCCUGGUGACUCCCAGGAUCCUGAAAGCUAUGACUGAGCGUCAGUCUGAAUUCACAAAUUUCAAGCGGAUCCGGAUUGCCAUGGGGACCUGGAACGUGAAUGGAGGAAAGCAGUUUCGGAGCAACCUGCUCAGGACGGCGGAGCUGACCGACUGGCUGCUCGACUCGCCCCAGCUCUCAGGCGCUGCCGAAUCCCAGGAUGACAGCAGCCCAGCUGAUAUAUUUGCUGUGGGGUUUGAAGAGAUGGUGGAAUUGAGCGCAGGGAAUAUUGUCAAUGCCAGUACUACCAACAAGAAGAUGUGGGGUGAGCAGCUUCAGAAAGCUAUCUCACGCUCUCAUAGAUACAUUCUCUUGACUUCGGCACAGCUGGUGGGCGUCUGUCUUUAUAUCUUUGUACGUCCAUACCAUGUCCCGUUCAUCAGGGACGUGGCCAUUGACACAGUGAAGACGGGCAUGGGGGGCAAGGCCGGGAACAAGGGCGCCGUUGGCAUCCGCUUCCAAUUCCACAGCACCAGCUUCUGCUUCAUAUGUAGCCACCUGACAGCCGGACAGUCCCAGGUGAAGGAGCGGAAUGAAGACUACAAGGAGAUCACCCAGAAACUCUGCUUCCCAAUGGGGAGAAAUGUUUUUUCUCAUGAUUAUGUAUUUUGGUGCGGCGAUUUCAACUACCGCAUUGAUCUUACUUAUGAAGAAGUCUUCUAUUUUGUUAAACGCCAAGACUGGAAGAAACUUCUGGAAUUUGAUCAACUACAACUACAGAAAUCAAGUGGAAAAAUUUUUAAGGACUUUCACGAAGGAGCCAUUAACUUUGGACCCACCUACAAGUAUGAUGUCGGCUCAGCCGCCUAUGAUACAAGCGACAAAUGCCGCACCCCUGCCUGGACAGACAGGGUGCUGUGGUGGAGGAAGAAACAUCCCUUUGAUAAAACAGCUGGAGAACUCAACCUUCUGGACAGUGAUUUAGAUGUUGACACCAAAGUCAGACACACCUGGUCUCCUGGUGCCCUCCAGUAUUACGGCCGUGCGGAGCUCCAAGCGUCUGAUCACAGACCCGUGCUGGCGAUCGUGGAGGUGGAAGUUCAGGAAGUAGAUGUGGGUGCCCGGGAGAGGGUUUUCCAGGAAGUAUCCUCUUUCCAGGGCCCCCUGGAUGCCACUGUUGUAAUAAAUCUCCAGUCACCGACCUUAGAAGAGAAAAACGAGUUUCCUGAGGACCUGCGUACUGAGCUCAUGCAGACGUUGGGGAAUUAUGGGACAAUUGUUCUUGUCAGGAUCAACCAAGGGCAGAUGCUGGUGACUUUUGCAGACAGUCACUCGGCUCUCAGUGUGCUGGAUGUGGACGGUAUGAAGGUGAAAGGCAGAGCAGUGAAGAUUAGACCGAAGACAAAGGACUGGCUGAAAGGUUUGCGAGAGGAGAUCAUUCGGAAACGAGACAGCAUGGCCCCCGUGUCUCCCACUGCCAACUCCUGUUUGCUGGAGGAAAACUUUGACUUCACAAGUUUGGACUAUGAAUCAGAAGGGGAUAUUCUUGAAGAUGAUGAAGACUACUUGGUGGAUGAACUCAGUCAGCCUGGAGUCUCCGACAGUGAACUUGGGGGAGACGACCUCUCUGAUGUCCCUGGCCCCACAGCACUGGCUCCUCCUAGCAAGUCACCUGCUCUCACCAAAAAGCAGCAGCAUCCAACGUACAAAGAUGACGCGGACCUGGUGGAGCUCAAGCAGGAGCUGGAAGCCGUCGGGGAGUUCCGCCACCGUUCUCCGAGCAGGUCUCUGUCGGUCCCCAACCGGCCUCGGCCACCUCACCCCCCGCAGAGACCCCCCCCUCCAACCGGUUUAAUGGUGAAAAAGUCGGCUUCAGAUGCAUCCAUCUCCUCCGGCACCCGUGGGCAGUAUUCAAUUUUGCAGACCGCAAGACUUCUGCCAGGAGCACCUCAGCAACCACCCAAGGCUCGGACUGGAAUAAGUAAACCUUAUAAUGUCAAGCAGAUCAAAACCACCAAUGCCCAGGAGGCAGAAGCAGCAAUCCGGUGUCUCCUGGAAGCCAGAGGAGGCACCUCAGAAGAAGCCCCAAGUGCCAUGGCCCCGAGGGCCCCCGAAGCAUCGUCUGAACCAGAGCCCACACCAGGGGCGGCCAAACCAGAGACCCCACAGGCACCCCUGCUCCUGCCCCGUCGACCCCCACCCAGAGUUCCUGCCAUCAAGAAGCCAACCUUGAGAAGGACAGGAAAGCCACUGUCACCGGAAGAACAGUUUGAGCAACAGACUGUCCAUUUUACAAUCGGACCCCUGGAGACAAGCCUUGAGGCCCCUCCUCUUGCAACAGUCCCUCAAGUCCCUCCUGUUCCCAAACCAAGAACAUUUCAGCCUGGGAAAGCUGCAGAGAGGCCAAGCCAUGGAAAGCCGGCGUCAGACGAAGCCCCUCCUGUGGCAGGAGCCUCCGUGCCGCCACCUCUGGAGGCACCAUCUCUUGUGCCCAAGGUCCCCCCGAGGAGGAAGAAGUCAGCCCCCGCAGCCUUCCACCUGCAGGUCCUGCAGAGCAACAGCCAGCUCCUCCAGGGCCUCACUUACAACAGCAGCGACAGCCCAUCUGGGCACCUGCCUGCCGUGGGCGCCGUUCUCCCACAAGGGGACUUACUCAGCACUUCAUCUGCUACAAGCCCCGACAGCGAUGGCACCAAAGCGAUGAAGCCAGAGGCAGCCCCUCUUCUUGGUGAUUAUCAGGACCCCUUCUGGAACCUUCUUCACCACCCUAAACUGUUGAAUAACGCUUGGCUUUCUAAGAGCUCAGACCCUUUGGACUCAGGGACCAGGAGCCCUGAAAGGGACCCCAUAGACCCAGUGUCAGCUGGCGCUUCAGCUGUGAAGGCGGAGCUGCCACUAGAUCAUGAACACAAAACCUUGGGUCACUGGGUGACAAUCAGUGACCAAGACAAGAGGACAGCACUGCAGGUGUUUGACCCACUGGCAAAAACAUGACUGAGCGGCUUUGAAGGCCGCCCUCCAGUAGAAUGCAUACCUUCCUCCCUCUAGGCCUCGCUCCACCAGAAGAGACACCUAUUUAAAGGCACACUGGCCAAAACAUUUGUGCAUCUGUCACUCUUGUGUCGUUUACAAAAAUCAUGUCUCUUAUUCAGUAAGAUGGUUAGUCAGCCACCAAAAUAUCUUUCACUCAAGACUUGUACAUCUGAAGUUUCCUCUUCAAAGAGUGGGAACCUUCCUGUUAAAUUUGGAGUAUGGAUUUUAAGAAAGGAAUCUAGUGGAUGAGGCCCAAGAAGUUUUCACCCAUUGAGUUUUUAAAUGGUUGUUCAGUUCAUGUUGUACGUCGUGGGGAUUUGUCUUUUGUUUUAUUUGUAUUUUACAGAUUUGUUAUAAGAUUCUGGGGAGCCACCUGAAGGUUGAUGUAUAAAGUAAGGAUUAGAGAAAGAGGUCAUUGGGACCAUUAAUAGCUGUCCUGGCCCACUUAAACAAGGUUACAAAAAUCAGAGUCAACCUAAUGACUAGACAGUACAUUCCCAUGAGCCUUUGUGUUUAACUGUGUACAUGUGCAUUAACCUUGAUGAUGGGUGAAUCCCCGGGGAGCUGGGGUCAUACACCGUUUUGCCUUUAAAGCAUAUAUCAUUAGCUUAACCUUAUUUUAAACUAGCUGAAGGCUCCUGUGCCGUGUCUUAGACAUUGCAUCCCCUUUCAAUUACUAUAAUCCUGAGCCGCGGUGUGCUACUGAAACCAAUUUUUAUCCACCAUGUAGUCCUUAUUAAAUGAAACCUGACAGAUCCUUUUUUCCACUUAUAUUCCAUGCAUACCACAUAAAAGCACACAGUG
Messenger RNA from Rhinopithecus roxellana (golden snub-nosed monkey), 5473 nucleotides. RefSeq names its product synaptojanin 2 (gene SYNJ2). Gene Ontology annotation, cellular component: perinuclear region of cytoplasm; presynapse. The record is from RefSeq and is a predicted model, not a curated record. Gene Ontology annotation, biological process: brain development; synaptic vesicle endocytosis; phosphatidylinositol dephosphorylation. Bases 140 to 4630 code for a protein of 1496 amino acids. The transcript has 27 exons. NCBI's taxonomy places the organism in Eukaryota, Metazoa, Chordata, Mammalia, Primates, Cercopithecidae. Gene Ontology annotation, molecular function: phosphatidylinositol-4,5-bisphosphate 5-phosphatase activity; RNA binding.